Molecule: messenger RNA, 1002 nt
Organism: Pistacia vera
Lineage: Eukaryota; Viridiplantae; Streptophyta; Magnoliopsida; Sapindales; Anacardiaceae
Product: ankyrin repeat-containing protein ITN1-like
Exons: 2
Coding region: 1-1002 (333 amino acids)
Source: RefSeq, a predicted model, not a curated record
AUGGAAAUUGCAAAGAGUUCAGAUCAUUCCUCGAUACUGAAAGGACCCUUCCUUCUAGCGGCAGAAUUGGGGGUUUGCGAAGUUGUGGAAAAGAUUAUGGAAACAUAUCCUGAUGCAAUUUGGUUUACAAAUGAAAAUAAUCACAAUAUACUCCAUUUGGCAGUUAUGAAUCGUCAAAAGAAGGUAUUACGCCUCAUAUGUGGUAGGAGUGGUUAUAAACACAUGUUAUUACGGUCUCGAGACAUUGACAAGAACAAUAUCUUGCACUUAGCUGGAAAACCCAAAAGUCAAUCGAAUCAGCUUCCAAGUGCAGCUCUUGAUAUGCAGCAUGAGUUACAGUGGUUUAAGAAAGUAGAGAAAAGGGUGCCGCCCGACUAUCGAUUGGAAAAAAAUUCGGAAGGAAAAACUCCAAGAAUGGUAUUUAUUGAGGAACAUAAAGAACUCAUAAAAGAAGGUGAGGAAUGGAUAAAAGGUGCAGCAUCUUCAUGCUCACUAGCAGCAUCAUUCAUUGCCACAAUAGUAUUUGCAGCAGCAAUCACUAUACCAGGUGAUUACAACGAUGAUGGCCACCCAAAUUUGUACGAACAGACAGCCUUCACAAUCUUUAGUAUUUUUAAUUCAUUCUGUUUUUUCACAUCAAUUGGGGCCAUCAUAAUGUUCGUAUCCAUCCUCACUUCACGCUAUGGAGAAGAAGAUUUUCUUUUUUCCCUGCCCAAGCAGUUAACGUGGUGCUAUGUUAUGUUGUUCUACUCUAUAGCAUCUCUGAUGAUAGCGUUUUGUGCCACUCUUUAUCUGGUGUUUCGUGAAAGAAACUCAAACUGGGUACUUUCUUUAGUGGUUGGAGUACCUAUAGUGCCUCUCUGCUUGUUUGUGUCUGCGAAAUAUUCCCUCUUAUGCGAGUUGAUUAUGUCAACAUUUUCCUUCAGCAUUUCGCGCAAGCUAAAAAGAUGGUAUAAGAUUGUUGCGAAAUUGAGAACAAGAUCAAGGGUUAGUAGCAACUAA